This is a messenger RNA of Vigna umbellata (rice bean), 1537 nucleotides long. Its product is annotated as lysM domain-containing GPI-anchored protein 1-like. The record is from RefSeq and is a predicted model, not a curated record. Lineage: Eukaryota; Viridiplantae; Streptophyta; Magnoliopsida; Fabales; Fabaceae.
UUCUCUAUCUUUCAACACUCUCUUGCAUCAUCUUCUUUCUGAAUACAUUGUUUGAUCAGGAUGAUCACACUGUAUCAUGUUGGCUAAAAUCAAUUCCUUUUAUUUAGAACCAAAGCAAACUUCAUUUCUUUGUUUAAUCUUUUCUUGGUGUCCACUUUUCUCAUAAACCAUUAUUUUCAAUUCUUCACACACAAGGACUUGUGUGGUGUGGAAUAGUGAAAGCCAUUGCAACAACAUGCCAAAUCAACACCCCAUUUGGCAUUGUACUUUCCUCAUGUUUCUCUUGUACUUUAUACUCAAUGCAGCUCCUGUGAGUUGCAAAUCCACCAUUGAGCCAUGCUCUGAUAGUAACUCCUGCAAUGCUCUUCUUGGCUACACCCUUUACACUGAGCUCAAGGUCUCUGAGGUUGCUUCUCUCUUCCAAAUAGACCCUAUUGCUCUUCUCACUGCCAAUGCCUUUGACAUAACCUUCUCUGAUGUAGAGCAUCACAUUCUCCCUUGCAAACUCUUCCUCAAGGUCCCUAUCACAUGUUCCUGUGCUGAUGGAAUUAGAAAAUCAGUGUCUGCCCAUUACAGGACUCGUCCUUCUGAUACUCUCUCUUCCAUUGCAGAUUCAGUGUAUGGAGGUCUGGUGUCUCCUGAUCAGCUUAGGGAGGCUAAUUCCAUAGCUGAUCCUUUGAUGCUUGAUGUGGGUCACAACCUUGUGGUGCCACUUCCAUGCACAUGCUUCAAUGGCAGUGAUAAUUCUUUGCCUUCAGUUUACCUCUCCUAUGUGGUAAAGCCAAUGGAUACUUUGGCUGCCAUUGCAGCUAGGUAUUUCACCACACUUACUGAUUUGAUGAAUGUCAAUGACAUGGGGAGUGCAGCUAUCUCUGAUGGAGAUAUUCUUGCUGUUCCAAUUCCUGCUUGUGCAUCAAAAUUUCCAAAAUAUGCCACUGAUUUUGGCUUGCUUGUCCCUAAUGGAAGCUACACCAUUACAGCUAGUCACUGUGUGCAGUGUAGCUGUGGACCACAGAAUUUAGAUUUAUACUGUAUUCCCUCUUCUCUAGCCGUCUCUUGCUCCAGCAUGCAAUGCAAAAGAAGCAAUUUUACACUUGGGAAUGUUACCGUGCAAAAGAUGAGCUCAGGUUGUAAUGUGACAUCGUGCAAUUAUGAUGGUUUUGUCAAUGGCAACAUAUUAACAAUGAUGGCCUCAUCUCUUCAGCCUCAUUGUCCAGACCAACAACGAUUCCCUCCACUUAGAGCGACACCUUCAUCUCGUACAAGUGAAUCAGUUGUUGCAUUUCCUCCAUCUCUGUCACCGUCACAGCCACCAUUACUGUCACAAUCACCAUCAUCGCCAUCAGAAGGAAUAGGUCUAAUAGCACCCAAAUCUUCAGUCAUGCCUGCAACCAGAUCAUUUCCAGUAUUCUCUCCUGGAAAUGACCCUGUUGGUAGGAUUGCUUCUGCUGCUUCCUCUUUGGUGAAUCCUAUUCCCAUUUUGACGUCCUCAUUUAUGUUGUUGCUUAUAACGUUGAUGAUCCCUGUUGCUUUGUAA